This is a messenger RNA of Dreissena polymorpha, 2314 nucleotides long. RefSeq lists its product as uncharacterized. Bases 51 to 1463 code for a protein of 470 amino acids. NCBI's taxonomy places the organism in Eukaryota, Metazoa, Mollusca, Bivalvia, Myida, Dreissenidae. The transcript is spliced from 2 exons. The record is from RefSeq and is a predicted model, not a curated record.
UCUUGAAACACGAGUAAGAUUUUCAGCUGACGAGAAAAACAAAUCGAACAAUGGCAUUGACUUGUGCUGUUAUUAACUGCUCUAAUUCAGCGUACUGGUUGAAUAAAUGGAAAAAACAACUUUGUACACAAUGUGGCUGCCUUCAUAAAGAGAAAGAUUGCAAAUGUGAUCCACCGUUCAGGCUCUUUUGCUUCCCAACAAAGAUCAAAAACAGUGAAAGACGGGAGCGGUGGAAACAGUUAAUUGGAAGGAAAAAUGGGUCGAAACUUUGGACACCGGGAAAAGAUAGUCGGGUUUGCAGUAACCAUUUUGUAGAAGGUCAGCCGACUGUUCAGAAUCCACUUCCAACCCUCAACCUUGGCUAUGAUGGUUAUGAAUCACGAGUGAAAAGGAUACUCUUCCUACAAGAGAAACCUGUUCAGGUUGGAUACCGUGUACUAUCCAUUCAGUCGGAGGAAGAGCUGUUUGUAGCCACUCCGUAUUACCCAGAUCCCGAAGAAGAAUGUUUGAAACAGUCCAGUUUCAUGUCGUCUUUCCCGGUUGUGCUGCUUAUGGUCAUACAGUGCAUGUUAAUAAUGGGUUCGGCUAUGGCAGACAAGAUACAGAAACUUACUGCAGAAAAUGCUAAACUGAGACAAGAACUAAGAAACCUCAGAAAUAAGAAAUAUGUAGACAAUGUUCUUAAAACCGAUGACGAUGUGAAUUUUUACACUGGUUUUAAAUCAUUAACUGUGUUUGAAAAGCUUCACAACAUAAUAGCCCCGUUAGUUAAUCGACGAUGGUUAGGUGUUAAGGCGUACAAGUCCAAGGUUCGAAACUUUAAGAAAGAGCAAGCUAGGUUUGGACCGCUAAGAAAGUUAAGUUCGAGAGCUGAGUUCCUUCUGAUGCUAAUGCGCCUCCGCCUUGGUUUACUUGGUCGUGAUCUAGCAAAUCGUUUCCAAAUAUCUGAAUGUUUGUGUGGACGAAUAUUUCAUGCAUGGUUGAAAGCAAGUGCCAAAGUUUUCAGUACAACAGUAUUUAUGCCAGACGAAGAGACAUUAAUCGGAUCAAAACCGAGGAAGUUCCAACACAUUCAGGACUUGAACUGUAUAAUAGAUUGUACAGAAAUUUUUAUCGAGACGCCGAAGGAUGUUGAGAUGCAAUGUAUUACAUGGAGCGACUACAAACACCAUACUACAUUAAAAGUACUCGUCGCAUGUGCCCCAAACAGUGCAAUAACAUAUGUGUCACCAGUUUAUACUGGAAGAAUUUCAAACAAAGCAUUGACUUUGGACUGUGGUUUCUUAGACAGACUACCCCCUUAUUCAAUGAUCAUGGCUGAUAAAGGCUUCAAUAUUUUGGAGGAAUGCUCAUCUCGGUCAAUUUCUUUGUAUGUGCCACCAGGUCGCUGCGGACAAUCCCAAAUGACAUCAGCCGCUGUUCGAAAAAACCAAAAACAUUGCAAAUUCCCGUAUUCUUAUUGAACAGGUGAUUCGACGUUUAAAGACUUUCAGAAUUAUCCAAGGAGAACUUCCAAUUACGCUUAUACCACAGACCGAUGAUAUUCUAACAGUGUGCAGUGGAAUAUCAAAUCUGAGAGGGCCGAUAUACAAAUGAAAACAGACAAUGAAGAGACAUCCUACAUGUGAUGGAUGUAACAGAACAAAACAAAAGUGAAGUUUAGAAACUGUUGCCAGUAUUAAACAUUGUAUUAUAGAUCUUUCAUGGUGAUAUUAGGAUAAUUUCAAAGACAUAGUUACAUGUUUAAGUUAAAAGAAGUAUCAGUAUUUAUUUAUUAGAAAACAGAAAAUAGCCAAACUAGUCAAUUAUGUAUAACUAUAAAAGUAUUAUUGUAAAAAUAAAGUUCAUAUAAAUUUAAGUCAACUUAAAAAGGUGUUCUUUAAUUUUAAUUAGCCAUCAAGCUUCUGUUGGCCAGCUGAGCUUGGUGGCUUUCUAACAAGUAAGAUUUUACACCAAGCAGGAAUAUGACCUACAGCGGUGAGAGGCAAGUGGUCUGAAGUCAGCGAGCUUAAACCACUCAACAACAGAGGUCUUUGAAUUUAGCAUUACCGUCUUAUUUCCUCGGCCUACAGAUUUUAUUUCAUAAAAAGCCCCUUUUAACAACAACAAGACUGCAUUUAGGUGGUAUAUAUGAGUCACUCUGUCUGUCUGGCCAUAUGCAGUAUAUAUGAUCCCCGCUCUGUGAAAAAGGGGUUUAAUGCCUGUGCGUAGUGUCGACCCAGAUUAGCCUGUGCAGUCCACACAGGCUAUUCAGGGACAACACUUUCCGCUUAUGAUAUUUUUCGUUUCAAGAAAGUCUUUUCUUAGCAAACAC